AUGGCCAAAAUGAUCGAUGUCGAUCAAGCCAGACGAGCUGAAAUCUUCAAAGCCAAUCUAAAAGCAGUACUCGCUCACAACUCUGAUCCACACUCGACAUUUAAAUUAAAAAUUAAUGCAAUGAGUGAUUGGACUGAUGAAGAAUCCGAUGCAUUACGUACUCGCAAUAUGAUUCUUGGUCCCAUGAAUGACAAUCAACCGAUUCAAUCACGACAAUCAAAGAGAGUCGCUGUUCCAGAUCAAUACGAUUGGACAAAUCAAACUCGAGUACCUAAUGCGGUAACUCCAGUGAUGAAUCAACAUCAUUGCGGUUCAUGCUAUGCUUUUGCUAUGGUUGGAGCUCUUGAAAAAACUUAUGCAGAAGUCUACAAUAUUAGUGACCCAUUGAGUCCACAAUAA
Messenger RNA from Rotaria sp. Silwood1, 399 nucleotides. The record is from the annotation of a GenBank genome assembly. NCBI's taxonomy places the organism in Eukaryota, Metazoa, Rotifera, Eurotatoria, Philodinida, Philodinidae.